GCUGAAAAUAUAAGGCCAUAGCGCACAUUACUCGAGUGCGAAGUUGUAAAUAUUUGCACACUUCCGCUUUUGAGUCACAAUCGUAGUUGCAACUGAAAUCGGACAUUGUUAUAGCAUUGAAGUCCGGCUUACAAGCUGACUAUGGUUCGUCAUCGCACAUUUUAGUAGUAAACGGAAUUAGCCAAACAGUAGAUGUGGAUGUCAGUUGACCCCUGUUAGCCUCAAGUCAGUUAUUCACAAAAAUGAAAGGGAAACGAAUGCAAACCAUUAAAAGGCAGCUUAAAAAGACAUCAAGACAGACAAGGAACUCCACAACUAUACGUCCAGUGAAAAGUGAUGUUCACACUGAUGACACCUCCACAACAGUGUGUUCUUUGCCAUGCACCCUGCAAAGACGCAGGGGACCACCAAGAAAAACACAAGAGGCCUUCCACACAGCUACCCCUUUGCAAAGUUUAUCCAGGGUGCAGCCAUCCGACAUGAGCUCAGAUGCAAAGGAUGUCAAGGGCAUGAUCUCAGCGGUAGGAUCACAUUGCUAUACGUUGAGGUCUCGCAGCAGGAAGAGAAUUGCAGAGACUGCACAGCCCAGACAACUUAAAAAAAGACCAAUCACAAACACACAAAGCACUUAUCCUGCAGCCAAACGCCAGUGUUCCAGAAAACAGAAAAAAGAUACAAUGAAUUUACAAAUGGAUGACACCGCAUGUCAGUUGCCUGAACCCUCAGGUCCAAGAUUUGACUUAAAGCAAGAUGAACCUUUGCUGUCGUCAGAUCUGUCUAUUGAGCCGAGCGAUCACAAGGAGGAAUUGCCUCAACUUUCAUUCCAGGAGGAGACCGGCGAUGAAGAGGAGCUGCCGAGCUUCUUGAUGCAGACGCCAAAAAAGGCGUCAUCUAUCAAAGAGGGAGUGUUUGUGUGGUGCAAGUAUAGGCAUUUUCCUACAUGGCCUGCAUUGGUCAAACGAGUAAACCACAAGACGAAAAAAGCCACCAUACUCUACAUAGAUGAGCUGUCGAUUCAAAAAAAGAGGGGGUUUACUGUCAGCCUGAAAUCUCUGAAGCCUUUUGACUGUGAAGGAGCGAAUGAGAAUAUGAGUAAAUACCAAGAAAAGUAUGUGGGUGCGCUUGAGUGGUCAUUGGAGCUAAUAACAGACUACAUAAUACGCAUUGCUUGUGGUUCAUUUUCUGGCUCCUUCCUCGAGUACUACGCACAUGACAUGAGCUACCCGGUGAGGAGGAAGUACCCGCAAUCCACAUCCAUCAGCAGCGAUCCAAUGACAAACAGUCAGUGGGGGGAUCAGAGUGAGGAUGGCGUUAAUGGUGUGAGUGGUCAGGAGGAAGAGGAGGCCAGCAAGUGUGCCAAGAGGCUGCUGCCUGACCGCACCCAUGCUGCACACAAUCGCGCCAAUGAGAAGCUUGUGCAUUUCAUCGUCAAGCAGCGAAUGGUUGAGGAUCGGCUGCUGGCUGUCAUUCGAGGGCAGGCGCCGUCCAGGUGGCUCCGCUACUUUCAGACCUCUCAUCGGCGACGUGUGGUGAACAUUUACCUUGAAGAUGAACAGCAGUUAGACCAGGUGUACAGUUACCUGAACGAACUGUACGGGACAGCUGUGGCCACGGUACCUUACCAAGAUGAGGUCAAAUUCAUGGAGCGUGUCCCCUUUGUCCUGGAUGUGCUUCUUCCUGAAGCCAUCACUUAUGCGAUCGCUGGUGUGGACAAUGUCUCCAUAGAAAAGGCAGAAGAAAAGUACCUAAAAGGACGCUGUAUAAGUCACAGGGAAACACAGGAGUUCAACUUGAUGAUUGAGCAUCUCAUUUCUCUAAAAUCCCAAAGGACAUUUUCCAUUCCACCAGAUGACUGAGUGGACUUUAUUGGACUGAGGAUAAAUCUUGACAUAAUAAAUCAUGGACUUUUUAAUGCUUUGAUUCAUGUGAAGACAUCAAACAUGAAAUCACAACUUCACAUACAGUACCUUAUAAAGUAAUCACCGCUGUGUAUUAUGUUAAUUCAUCAAUGCAUAAUAAAAAAUGCUUUUUGUGUACACAAUA
Molecule: messenger RNA, 2043 nt
Organism: Doryrhamphus excisus (bluestripe pipefish)
Lineage: Eukaryota; Metazoa; Chordata; Actinopteri; Syngnathiformes; Syngnathidae
Product: PWWP domain-containing DNA repair factor 3A-like
Source: RefSeq, a predicted model, not a curated record